GUUACAACAUAUAUCGCAUACAGCAGGGAUGUGAUAAAGUUGUCUAGAGGGCAGGUAUAUAUCUUCGUUAGGCGAUGCAUAAGAUGUUGUAUUUAUUUCUCUGGGUUUUUAUUUUUGGACUUUAUCAAGUGGAAUCUGUUUCGGAGUUAAAGAGAGCCUGCAAAUUCGGAAAUGUGAAGUGUAUUUGUUGGCAUCAGUACCAUGGUUUCCACGUCAACUGCUCAGGAAGAAAUGUAAAAUCGAUUCCAGGAUUUAAUGAUAGUGUAGUGUGGCUGGAUUUAAGUCGCAACAAAAUUACAAAUAUCCCUCCAAUGAUACUACCCAAACAUUUGACAUCUCUUGACCUUUCUUGGAAUAAUAUGAAGAAUGUGAGGAAAGAGUUUUUCAGUUCUGUGCCAGAGCUCAACUUUCUUGACUUAUCGUAUUGCAAUAUACAUGAUAUUGAGGAAGGGUCAUUUGGUGAUUUGGAUAAUUUGCGACACUUGCACAUUUCCUUUAAUAGAAACUUAGGAUUUGCGUCACUGCCAAACCUGACCUUUCACUUAGAAAAAACGAGGAUAAGUUCAUUGCAUCUGAAUGGGAUCACAUGUAUGACAGGAGUAGGUACAACCUUAAGACUUCAUCAUUUAAGAAAUAUAAGAGGAACAAAUAUUACAGAACUUUCGUUAGACAGCAAUAGACUGGAAAUAUUUGAACCAGGAGUAAUCGGAUGGUUACCAAAAACGUUAGAGGUAUUUUCAAUGGCUAACAAUAAAUUAACAGCAGGUAUAUAUUUGUUAGAAUUUGCAUCGAUGACGAAUUUAAGAAUUAUGAACGCAAGUUUUCAGCGAUAUCCACCGAAAUACCCGGACUCUGUGUUCGAUAGAUGUCAGGAUAAAUUGGAAAGACAGUUUUAUGAUGCUGCUCAUGAUUCCACCAACAAUAUGCCAGAAAACCAUAUUGAUUAUGACAAUGAUUCUUAUCUUAGUUUUAAUUGGACGAUACUCUUACCCCCAAAUCUUGAAACAUAUGAUUUCCACUCUAGUGGAUUAUACUUUCAUGUUAUAAACUUUUCUGUGUAUGCUCCAAAUCUUCGACACGUGUACCUUCAAAACAAUUUCAUAAUGUCAUGGACGGGGCAUAUACAAAUGAAAAACUCCAAUAUAUUAGCCUUUGAUAUGUCGAACAACUUCUGCUCCCACGUGUCACCACAAAGUCUACAAGACUUUAAGCAUGUAAAAUAUCUGAAUAUUUCUCACAAUGACUUAGGGCAAGACUUAGAAAAGGACACCACAGGCCAGCUGUUUAAACAUCUUGUUAAUCUUGAGGUUUUGGAUUUGUCAUUCAACAAAAUUUCCUCUUUACCAAGGCUUCUUCUGGGAAAUUCGAAAAGGAUUAAGUACAUUAACGUUAGUAACAACAGAUUAUCUGACUGGGAGGUUAGUGUGAGUGGAAAAUUGCUUGUCCAGAAUAAAUGGAAAAUCCGAUAUAUUGUUUACAAGUCAAAGCAGAAAUUUGGAUGGGUAAAGCAACCAAGUAUACAUGGGUCAACCAGAGUGAAUUACGAACAUGAUGUAUUUCUGUCCUACAGUGGUUGUACAUUGAUGUUUGUACUGAAUGAGGUCAUUCCUCAUUUGGAAGGAAACAGGAAUAUGAAGCUUAUCAUCAGAGAUCGGGACUAUUUGCCAGGAUUUCUAAAAACCGAUAAUAUUAUGUAUAGUAUACAAGAGAGUCGGAAAACUGUUUGCAUCGUGUCCAGAAAGUAUUUGGAGUCCAGGUGGCGCGACUAUGAACUGAACAUGGCAAAGAUAGAAGGCAUUGUCGAUCGCGGCCGCCUAGACUUUGUCAUCCUAGUUUUGUUACCGGAAGUGUAUAAUAGUGGUUAUCCUCAAAAAAUGAUGGACUUGGUGAAGAGAAAUUGUUAUGUUGAAUAUCCGGACGAAUCGUGUGCUUAUGAUGAUUUCUGGGAGAAAUUAACUGAUAUGAUUGAGAGCUGAGGACGUACCUUGUUGCACGUAACGUCGACAUCUGUUGGACUACGAUGAAAGGAUCAAUCUUGCGUUAACCUGGGCAGCCGGGUACUGUAUUCGGUGUUUUCCUUCACAUUGUGCAAAGAAAAUAUAGUAUUACCUUCAGUCUCAACUGAUGUCUAGGGCAAAUUGUUAUUUAUUUAUUGUUUGUUUGGUUAUGAAUAUAUGUGGUUAAAUGAUUCAUCUGAGACCAUUAGCCUGAAAUUACGUUCAGGACGAUAUAUACAUGUAUAUAGUGAACAUAUAUCCUUGAUUAACUGCACAAAAUUUCAAUUGUAACAUCAUGUUCUUCCUUACAAUUAGAUGUGUAAGUGCGAUUCAUGUUUAUCCUUACUGAUAGUGCAUGUAUCUUUAUAACUAUUCCUAUCAAAAUUGUAUGUCUUACAAAAUAAAAACAUAUUUAGCCACUUA
This is a messenger RNA of Ostrea edulis (European flat oyster), 2420 nucleotides long. RefSeq names its product toll-like receptor 4. Gene Ontology annotation, molecular function: transmembrane signaling receptor activity; protein binding. Bases 75 to 1976 code for a protein of 633 amino acids. The record is from RefSeq and is a predicted model, not a curated record. Gene Ontology annotation, biological process: immune response; toll-like receptor signaling pathway. NCBI's taxonomy places the organism in Eukaryota, Metazoa, Mollusca, Bivalvia, Ostreida, Ostreidae. Gene Ontology annotation, cellular component: membrane. The transcript is spliced from 2 exons.